AUGUCGAAGGCAUCAAAUCAACUGGAAAUUAUUGAUCAGCUUCGAGGCGAUAUUUUAAGAAUAAUGUGGAAAUUUUUAAUCAAACAGUUAAAUGAGGAAACAAUUUGGUUCACGUGUUCUUCAAACAACAAAUUGAAUCGUGUCAGAUGUAUGGAAAAGAGUAAUCAAAAUAUGCUCUCAUCAAUUUUCUCAACAAUCUGGAUUGAAUAUUUACGCUAA
Caenorhabditis angaria is the source of this 219-nucleotide messenger RNA. The record is from the annotation of a GenBank genome assembly. Lineage: Eukaryota; Metazoa; Nematoda; Chromadorea; Rhabditida; Rhabditidae.